Molecule: messenger RNA, 3267 nt
Organism: Penicillium subrubescens
Lineage: Eukaryota; Fungi; Ascomycota; Eurotiomycetes; Eurotiales; Aspergillaceae
Exons: 5
Coding region: 1-3267 (1088 amino acids)
Biological process (GO): double-strand break repair via homologous recombination
Cellular component (GO): chromosome; cytoplasm
Molecular function (GO): ATP binding; 3'-5' DNA helicase activity; four-way junction helicase activity
Source: RefSeq, a predicted model, not a curated record
AUGCAACCGGCAGUGGGGAGUUGCCAUUUGUCGCCAGGCAAGCACCGUAUCAGCAAACGCGUCGCAGAGCAGGUACUAGACAUUAUUCGCCAAACCGAUGAAUGGAACAGCAUCGAGGAUGAGACUAGGUCGCUCCCCGCGGCCGUGGAUCGCCCCAUUCCGGCGUUACCAAUCUACCAAGAUGGGUUACAGUGCCAGUUUUGUAGGCAGAUUUACCGCAGUCGCGAGAGUUUACGAGUGCACUGGUCGAAGGAGCAUCGGUUUUCGGCGUACGGCCAUGGGGGCAAGCCACGACCAUCCGAGAUCGCCGCCGGAAAGCAGAAACAAGAGGAGGGGGCCAAGUCAGUUGUGUGCCAGCAGGUUUUCCCACCCGGAAGCACCACCCCCCAGGCCACGCAAGUCGCCGAAGCCGUUGACCAGUUGCGCGAGGUGUUUACACGGAAAAUACAGUUAGAAGCCGAGAUCCGGCCCGGCGAUAUCGACGAAGCCAAUCCGUGGUUGGACCGAACCGGAUGGGCGGCGUAUUUACGCGGACGUAAGUCCAAGGAAUUGCGUAUAUGCAUUGAAAGCCCGAAGGAAGAUGCGGAGGGGGAUGAGGGUACCGCGCGGGUGAUUUGGGAUGCCAUGUUGGGCGUUGCCCGUAAAAGCCAGAGCAUCACCCAACGGACAGGACAUUUGUUACGGAUUGAAGCCGCCCGCACCGAUAUAGAGAAGAUCCCGUCGAAGCCAUUGCAGGCAUACAUGAAGGCGGACGAGGAGUUGGAGCGACAUGUUGACCCAUGGCGCCGCAUUUUGAUGUUUUUCGCCCGCACCCAAGUUCGGCAUGAUUGGAAUAGUCCGUAUUCCGCCGAGUGCCACAAGGACCGGCCCGAGCCGAUCCCCACCGACGGCACCGACCCGAACCCGGACGCAUUACAACCCGUGGAAGCCGAUUGCAUGGAAUUCAUGAUUGAAUUAUUAAACCAGCGUAUUCGAUCGACCGAGUACGAGCUGGCGUUAUCGUUUUUGUUGGACCCGAAUGCCCGCGAGUUAUUACAAAUCGGGGAGAAAAAGCUGGUGGGGGAGUGGGAUGAUCCCAGCCCGGUCGAUUAUAUAUUUUCGCAUCAACGGGAUGGCCGCAGUCCGCCCGCACCCCAGACCCCACGACAAGCCACCACCCCGGAUUAUCCGUCCAGUUCGCCCGCGUUGGAUAGUUUGCCCAAUAGUUCCCCACCACCGGUUGUAUUUACCCAGCAGGCACAGGAAGGCCCAAAGACAUGGCGCCAAUGGAUUCGCAUCAUGGUCACCGGGUUUAUGGUGCACGGCACCGCCGGGCCGAUGGAAUGGAUGAUGGAUUUACGCCGGUAUGGGAUGAAGAUCCACAUGAACACCCCCACCGCCGGGCACAUCGGUUGGGCCAACGGGGACGAGUUGUCGUAUAAAACGAUGCGGUUCACGAUGGGGGCAUUCCGCGGGUUCAUCCAUGGGUUGACGGCUAGCGCACGGCAAUUGAUGAUUAACCAGAUUUUGCGGUGCCAACCCGACCAGAUUCCCGUUAUCCCAUGGGACCGUAUGGCCGAUGAUUUCAACCAACCCAAGGCCGGGUGGAGUUUUUUGCAGGACGAGCGCACGCCGUGGCCCGUCGAUGGGUCCCGGUGGAUGGUGGAUCGGGUACAGGAGGAGCAUCCAUUGCAGCGGUUGUUCAUGCAAGCCAACACCAAUCGGUUCAGUGUCGAUGCUAUCGGCCGGUUUUUUGGGUUCGUCAACGAGUUCAAGGAAAAGUUGGCCGUGUUAGUCCACAUUACUAGCGGUCAGCCCCCGCGAGGCCCCGAGUUGUUGAGUAUCCGUCACCGCAAUAGCGCCGCCGGUGGGCACCGUAACGUGUUCAUCGAGGAUGGAUUGGUGGCAUUUAUCACCCGAUACCACAAGGGGUUUUACGCUAGCGGGGACGCCAAGGUGAUUCAUCGGUACGUACCCCGUGAAGUAGGUGAGUUGGUUGUGUGGUAUUUGUGGUUGGUAUUGCUAUUUGUCGAGAUGUUGCAGGCAUUCCAGGAAGAGGCAUGCCGUUUGGACGCCGUUCCCGACACGCACGCCACCAAGAUGUGGGGUUUCGAUGCCGGCACUGGACGGGAGUGGACGCCCACGCGGGUGACGGAUGUGAUGGUUCGGGAAAGCAAGAUGCGUUUACACAACGGAUUGUCGUUGUCCGCGUACCGAGACAUUGCCAUCGCGAUCAGUCGGAGAUAUUUCGGUAGUGUCAAAGCGUUCCCGCACAACGUCCGCGAGGAUGGGACCGAGGUCAUCAGCGAUAACGAGGAGAACGAGGACGAUAUGGACGACGAGCAGUGGGUGCGCCAUAUUGCCGAUUUGCAGGCCGCGCACACCACCCAUAUCGCCGAGAUGGCAUACGGACGUAUGAUGACCCAGCAGCAAGGGACCACGGCGGGUCGUCAGGCGGGAUUCCGGACCAGCAGCGUGCAUUGGCAUGAUUUUUUAGGGUUUGACAUCAAGGACAUCCCGAGUAGCGUAUUGGGCAAGCGAGCCCGGCCACGGUGGAAGGACGACGAUAUACAAAUGCGCGAUCAGCGCCGCUAUUUAGUCGAGACGACCAAUAUGACCGAGGCAUUGCAGCGGAUGACCGGCGACCCCACAAUGCAGUUCCGGGGCGUCCAGGGCGCGGCUAUUGAUGCCAUCAAACGGGGCGAUUCCCGGGUCGUGGUGGUGAUGCCGACAGGCGGGGGCAAGAGUAUGUUAUUCAUGUUGCCCGCGUGGGUUGGCCAACGAGGCGGGUUAACGAUCGUGGUGGUUCCGUUGACCGCGUUGCGUUCCGAUUUACAGCGCCGAUGCGAGGCCGCCGGGAUUUCAUGCGUCGAAUGGGAGAGUCAUCGCUAUCCCGACCACGCGGCCAUUGUGUUUGUGACGCCCGAGGCGGUAUUCACGGAUUCAUUCCAGUCGUUUUUGAACCGGCAGCGCGAUAACAUACGGUUGGACCGGAUUGUCAUUGACGAAUGCCAUGUUAUGUUGAACACGUCGGAGAAAUUCCGGCCGCGGUUACAGCAGUUAGGUCAAAUGCAUCGGUUUGGUGCGCAGAUGGUGUUUUUGACCGCCACGUUGCCCCCAUGUGAGGAGAGCCGGUUAUUUCAGCGCAUGGCGGUGGAGCGGAACGUGGUGAGCAUGUACCGCGCGCGGACGAGCCGCUACAAUAUCGCAUAUCGGGUGUACCGGCCCACCAUUGCGUUGAAAUAUCGUUCCCAGAACCAGUGGUUAGAGGAUCCCGGUGUCCGGUAG